Hibiscus syriacus is the source of this 474-nucleotide messenger RNA. RefSeq lists its product as uncharacterized. The transcript is spliced from 2 exons. Lineage: Eukaryota; Viridiplantae; Streptophyta; Magnoliopsida; Malvales; Malvaceae. The coding region runs from base 1 to 474 and encodes 157 amino acids. The record is from RefSeq and is a predicted model, not a curated record. Gene Ontology annotation, molecular function: nucleic acid binding; RNA-DNA hybrid ribonuclease activity.
AUGGCUUCAAAAAAAUGUGUGACACGGGUUUUUUUACCGAUCACUGGCAAAGAGUGGGAUUUAAUGUUUGGUUCAAUCCUCUGGUCUUUUUGGCCACGGAGGAACAAUUUCAUUUUUGUCUCUGAUUUCAUAGAUACCGAAGGCAUCUUCCAGUGUGGGAAGCGUCUUUGUGAUGAAUCUGCUCGUGCUCCUGAGGUCAUGUAUGGAGGCACAGCGACGUGUGGAGGGGCCAUACGUGACUCAAGUGGUGGAUGGAUUAUGGGGUUUUCGAAGGCGUUAGGGAGGUGUUCCGUUCUUGAUGCUGAGCUGUGGAGUGUUUACGAGGGGCUGUCCGUUUCAUGGGAUUUGGAUACUAAAGCUGCGGUGGUAGAAACCGAUAUUUGUGAAGUCUAUGACUUUCUUUGUCAAGGCAAAGCAAUGGAAGGGAACUAUAAUUUGAUCCCUCACUUGGUCGAGAUAAUAGACCAACACUGA